AUGCGGCCCUUUGCAAAUGACAGAGAAACAGUGAUGACCCCCAUGCUGGGGGACAUAAAGCAGGUAGCAGAGAGGAGAGCUCCGCUGUCUGCUGCACUUCCAGAGGAGGAGGCCCCGCUGCAGGAGGAGCCGGGAGGCGGAGAAGAGGCCCCGCGAGUUGUGGAUUUGGAGCAGCUGGUGCCCGUGGGGGGCGUGUUCCACAUCUCUGUCCUGCGGCUGCCGCCCCAGGCCCAGGACGUCGGGGACUGGGUCAUGGUGGAGCUGCUGGAUGUUGGACUGGAGGAGUAUCCAUAUUCCCCAGGAAAGGCUGAAGAUGGCACACAGGAAGCAGUACAGAUCACCCUGAGGCUCCCUGAUAAUGUGAUUUAUUUUAAAGUGCCUGUGCUAGCCCGAUGGGAUCCUGCCGGCCAAUGGUGGAGAACUGAUGGCAUCAGCAAGAUAACCUAUGAAGCAGAAAAAAAGAGCAUCACCUUCAGCAUGGGUGGCUUUUCUACAGUAGCCCUUCUCCAGGAUGCUCACCUGAACCUGCCCUAUCAGGCCUGGGAAUUGCACCCUACUGGUGUGGAUGAAGGCCUCUUCACAAUUACUGCAGUCUUUGCAACCAUUCAGAUACAAAUUAAGGAUAAUCAGUGUAUGUUGUCUUCAGUAGUGGUGGAAGAGGAGGAGGUGCUUUCCCACAUCACAGGGAAAUGGAUGAGUCCUCUUGCCCUCAGAGCAGCUUUGAAAAGAGCUGGAGUGAACAUUUUCCCAGCAGAGCACUCUCCCAAGUAUGUCCCUGUGCCCAGGAAGGGUCCCCUGGCAGAAGUGAGGGCCUAUGAACAGAUGGCUCUGCUGGCAGCUGCUUUUGCUUUUGCUCACAGCAAGUGGAACGGAGAAGUGGGGCCAGAGCAAGUCAUGUUCAAGGUGAGUGAACAUCUGACAGCAGGUUCUGCCAAAGGCAACCACUGGUCUCUUUUGAUGUUCGAUGGUGAGAAAGUGCAACACCUCAAACUCACUGAAACCAGUGAAGCUUUUUCAGAAGAGGUGCGAGAAGAGUCUGAAUUUCACUCCACACUCUACCAUAUGGUCAAGGAUGCCAGCAAUGAAGCCAUGGAAAAAGUGGAAAGAGCUGGCUGCAUGUUCAUUGAUUCUGUGUAUCAGCUGCUCCUUGCUACCAGUCUUAGCAUACUCUUAGAUACUACUGCAUGCUUUCUUUCAAAACUUUAUUAUCAAAAGCUUUCAAUAAAGUUACACUUCAAGUCUUAA
Molecule: messenger RNA, 1245 nt
Organism: Melospiza georgiana
Lineage: Eukaryota; Metazoa; Chordata; Aves; Passeriformes; Passerellidae
Product: dynein axonemal intermediate chain 7-like
Cellular component (GO): axoneme
Molecular function (GO): microtubule binding; beta-tubulin binding
Source: RefSeq, a predicted model, not a curated record